CUGAUUUACAAACUAAAGGGGUUAAAUGGAAUUUUACUCCACCAGUAAAUAUAGAAGAUUCUACACAAUCCCGGUAAACACGCCUCCACUCUCCAUUGAUACUAUCGAGAAAUUAGGAUAGAAAAAACUGGAACAAAAUAUCAAAAUCAAAACCACCAUUCCAUUUAGCUUGAAGAAUCGAAGAAAAAUUGAAGAACCAAGUCAUUGUUGCAGAGAAAAAAAAAUCGAACAAGGUGAGUUCAGUUUUUAUAUACUUGCAGAAUCUUUAAUGUUUCGAAUAAAUUAAAGAACCAACAACAUUUAAAAUGUUCUGUAGUUUAUAGAUCUGUAAAAUAUAAGGUUUUUAACAAAAAAAAAUGGAUUAGGAUUUACUCACUCUUGCUUUGUAAUUCGAAACUUAGUUGAGAAUCCUAGUAGAAACAAGAAAUGCCUUUUAUGUCGUAGUUGCUUUAUUAAAUUUACAGUAGAUUAAAAACGGCGAUAGUUAGAUUCCUAAUGAAAGUUUCGAAAUUUUUAAUACAGUAUUGCCCCUUUUGUAUUUUUUGUAAAGAUGGUCCCCCCAUCACCAAUGUUUUCUUUUGUUGUUGUUGCUUUACUGAAUUUACAAUAGCAUAAUAAGGGUCCCAGUUAGAUUUCUAAUGGAAGAAUCAAAAUUAAUAAUAUAGUAUUCCCCUUUUUCUAUUUUUCGUGAAGAUGCACACCAACCCAUAUUGUAUUCUACUGUAUUCGAAAAGCCAAAAAAAUUUAGAGUCCAAAUUCUACUGUAUUCGAAAAGCCAAAAAAUUAAACAAUAAAAAAUUCUACUGUAUUCGAAAUUAUCUUAUAACUAACCCAUAUUUAUUUUUGUGCAUAAACAAAAAAACGCAAUCUGAAAUGGUGUUGCUGCACAGAUGACAACAAAGAAGGGGAAGCAGAAAAUUUUACAAGUUCAUGGAAACAAUAAGAAGAAAAAAACAGCAAUGGAUACAAGAGAACCAAAUGAAGAUGACGAUUUCAUGGAUAGUCCCCCACUUCUUUCACAUGGAGGCAAAAAAGAUGAUAGUACAAAGAAAUGCAGUACCAAGAAAAAAAAGAAAACUGUUGACAGGAGUAUAGCAUCAACAUCCGGAGAGAAGGAUGAAGAGAAUGUUAAAAAGAAACGUCGUCGGCAAAAAAAUCCAAAAGGUGUGAAAUGCAAGAGAAGAUGCCUGCGUAAAGUUUAUGAUGACAAAAAUGAAGAAGCAAAUGGAAACAGCGAAGAAGGGAACAAUGAGGAUGACGAAAAAUACCCAAAACUCAACACUCGAAGCACGCCGGCUGCCUUCUACAAGAAGCUGCGUGAGUUGAAUGAUGCACAGCGCAGAGCCAUUGAAGCAAUAGGAUUUGGAAAGAUAUUGCAACUCACAAUAAAAGAUGUGCCUUCAAAAUUGGCGUAUUGGGUAUUAGACAGGUAUGAUUCUCGAAGUGGAGUACUUGAAAUAGAUGGAACAUGCAAGGUGAAGAUUGAAGAGGAUGAUGUCUACCGGGUAUUCGGCUUUCCAAAAGGUGCUAAAAAAAUUGAUGUAUUCGAAAGGACAGCAGUGAACGAAUUAUUCAACGAAUGGAUGGGAUUCUUCCAAUGUGUUGAAAAACUGCCCUACAUAAGGUUUGAUGUUGUCAGGACACACCGGAAAACAUAAAUCAAAAGGUUCACCAUAA
Salvia miltiorrhiza (redroot sage) is the source of this 1677-nucleotide messenger RNA. RefSeq lists its product as uncharacterized. NCBI's taxonomy places the organism in Eukaryota, Viridiplantae, Streptophyta, Magnoliopsida, Lamiales, Lamiaceae. The record is from RefSeq and is a predicted model, not a curated record. Bases 891 to 1658 code for a protein of 255 amino acids. The transcript has 3 exons.